This is a messenger RNA of Homalodisca vitripennis (glassy-winged sharpshooter), 2758 nucleotides long. Its product is annotated as nuclear distribution protein nudE-like 1-A. Gene Ontology annotation, molecular function: microtubule binding. The record is from RefSeq and is a predicted model, not a curated record. Gene Ontology annotation, biological process: microtubule nucleation; establishment of mitotic spindle orientation; centrosome localization. Gene Ontology annotation, cellular component: kinetochore; centrosome; kinesin complex. NCBI's taxonomy places the organism in Eukaryota, Metazoa, Arthropoda, Insecta, Hemiptera, Cicadellidae.
GAAAAAGUGGAACACAGCCAACAAGAGAAGGUUUCCCAGAUUCUGGAGCUGCAGGAGGAGGUGGCACAGAGUCGAACGAGAGAAGAACAUUACCGCAAAUAUAUCCGGGAACUUGAGCAAAAGAAUGAUGAUCUGGAGAGGGCACAGAGGGCCAUGUAUGUGUCUCUGGAAGAAUUUGAGACCAAACUUAAUGCUUCCAUAGAACGGAAUGUUCUUCUGGAGUCUGAGCUUGACGAGAAGGAGAGUCUCAAAGUCAUGGUGCAGAGGUUGAAAGAUGAAGCUAGAGAUCUGAAGCAAGAAAUCCAAGUGAUACAGAGCUCCAAGAUGACAUCGGGGAGUCGCAAGUCCUCUGUAGCCUCACCCCUGGACUCCAACAAGCUGCCUGACUCAACGGUACCAUCCCUGACGCCCUCCUCUGUCAAAAGCACCAACCCAAGUCAAAUUCCCAACCCAAGUAUCCGACUGACAGCCUUGGGUAGAGCUUCGACGAUGGACAUUGUAGGAGACCUGUUGAGAAAAGUUGGGGCGCUGGAAGCAAAGCUGGCAUCCUGUAGGAACACCAAUGGGGACACUUACACGAGGACCAGGAGACUGAAUCGCUCCAGUACAUCUUCACCUACUAUUCACAACUUGGGUAGGCAGUAAACCCCUCUCCCUCAAUAUGACGGCAGUGCCUUUGACAGUACGGAUAGACUACACGGAGUGAUGUGAAAGUGUGAACGUUCAACAAACAUUUAGUUCUCAAAUUGAAGAGACUUUAUUUAUCAAGACUAUUUCAAUUGAUUGUUUUGUGACUGAAGUAUCGUAAUGUUCCUUUUUUCUACUUGCACGUCCCGAGCGUGUGUACGAAGUGAUCUAGACAUGACUUGAGAAACCCUCCCAGCUCUUGUCAUUAGAUAUUCUCUCUGAUUUCGCACUACAAUGUAGUGGGAGGUUUUUAGUUUAUGCUUUAUUACUGGUUUUCAAGACUCGGACAGAACUUUGUCACAGUUGCUUCUGGAAAGAAAAGAUUGGUGAUUCUUUUUUUUAUUAAUUGGUCUUAUUUCUAUUUAAUAGAGGGUGAAAGUAUUGUUGAAAAUAUUGGCUUCGUUUUAGUUAAGCUUUGAGCUUUUUUGGGAAAUCUAAAUUUCAAUCUAUUUAGGAAACAUUUUGCUAAAGGAUUACAUGUUCUACAUUAGCGUAUUUGCAAAUUCCUCGUUAUAGAUUUAUAAUAAUAUGUAAUGUAAUUAGUGUAAUAUCAAGAGCUUAAUGUUAAGUUUAAAAGUUGGAAUUUUAAUUUUUCUUGGACCUGUUGCUCUCAAAAAAUAUUUUAAAAUUUAUGUUGAUUAAAGUUUGUGUUUUAAUACUUGGCUUAGUUAAAGGCCAUUUUUUAACAUUUGCCAAUACUAUCAGUGGAGUAAAAUUACUGUAAUCAAACCCUUAAGCAAAAUUAUUUAUUGAUAUAUUUAUAUUACAUUUUAUCUCUUUAAAAAUCUUUGUUUUGCAUAACAACUUUAAUUCAAAUGUAAUAGUGUGGUUUCAAUAAUUUAUUUCUUAAUGGGAAGCAGUUUAGACAUUUUUAUUUCCCUUUGUUUUAGGAAAUACAGCACAAUGUAUCAUCUCUGAGAUUUAGUUUUAUAUACUAAAAUUGUAAUAAUUUUAAAAUCUAAUCCAUGUUAACUAUUUUUAGAAAUAGAUAUAAUUAAGUUGAUCAUAAAAGUGGUAUAAUGUUUGUCACCUAUCAAUUCUAUAAAUUAAUGAAAUCAAAUAAAAUUUUAAGAAACUUUAAUUACUAUAGCUACUUAAUUUAUUUGUAAAGCUGUUGUACAAUGUUUUAAUUCCUUUAUUUAGCUUUAUUUUUUAAUAUACAUAUAUAUAUUUAUAAAUUCUAUAAAUAUUUGCAUAAUAUUAUGUACAUGUCCCAGAUUGAUAUUGUUUGUAAUGAUAUUUUAUAUGAUAUAUAUUGUAAAUAAAAUAUUACAUCUUAAUGGUUAAAUGCAUAAAACAAUAUUUCAGUACAUUUAAAUUAACUAUGAAAAGCAUUGUUUUAUGGCACAAACAUUUUGGAAUUUUUAAGUGAAGUAGUGAAUGUUUAUUCUUAAAAAUUAUAUAUUUUAUGAAAAUUUUGCUAGACCAGUAUUGCUGUGCCAAAGUUUUAAGUUUUUACACUCAUUUCAAAAUUUAUAUGAUGAAACAAGUUUUUAUAAAAUAUUAGUAUUAUUAUUGUGAUUUAAUAUUUCAAGAAAGUAAAGAGAAUACUAAAUAUAAGUGUAAAGAUUAUCUAUGAUAAAAUUUGAACUUAAAAAAAUUCUGAUAUUAUAGAAGUUUAUUUAAUAUAAAUAAAAUUAAUGGCUCCAUAUUUUUGUUUUUGAAUGUUGCAAAAGUUAACCAGCUUAUUUGUUUUGGCAAAACAAAAUUUUAGUUUGGUAUAAACAUUUACAUUCAGUAUUGUGCUUGAAAUGAUAACCUUUUAUAAUUAAACACCCUUCGGUUGUGUGUUUUGUCAUUGCAGAAAUAUAAACAAUUUUGCUAAUCAAUAUUUUCUUAGUUUUAAGGAAUGGAUCAGUUUAUUAAUGCAUGAAUCUAUCAAGUGGAACACAUCAGAUUAAUAUUUAUUUUAGUUUAAGUUUGUUGUAAAAAUUGUGUAAAAUAUUGUUUUUUAUAUUAAAGUAUUUUGCAAUAAGUAGAGUGUAUAAAUAUUAGUAUCUAAUAUUUUGUCCCAAGAUAAUUUGGUCUGUAGGCAAAUAUUAAUGGCGUUUAAUUAAAAUGAUUAUAGCAA